Messenger RNA from Laccaria bicolor S238N-H82, 1473 nucleotides. RefSeq lists its product as uncharacterized. Lineage: Eukaryota; Fungi; Basidiomycota; Agaricomycetes; Agaricales; Hydnangiaceae. The coding region runs from base 1 to 1473 and encodes 490 amino acids. The transcript has 18 exons. The record is from RefSeq and is a predicted model, not a curated record.
AUGGCACAAGGGCGCCCACGUCAAGUUCUUGGACAGCGUGAAACUGGGAUCAUAUUGAGGUGUGUCGGUACAAGUCUGUCAACAUUUGACGCCAGCCCUUUGUUCAACGACGGCUACAGACACUCUCAAAUAUUCAAAUCAACUGCAGACAGCCACGGAAAGUACUUCCUCGGAAUCUCGUUUACCUGGUUCUAUUGUGAUGUCGAGGGAAACGAUGCGGAGCUUGGGGAAACCACGCGAGAGUACAGCAUCCAAUCCUCCCCAUUCACUUCCGGUUUUACACACACAGUCGGUUUGAACCACAACGUCCAGGAAUAUUUCUUCAAUCACGUUGCGCCCCGAAAUAAUGCUAAAUUCCUCGCAGAUUCCGCACAAGGGGUCUUGAAUGUCAUCUUCGAUGUCAUGCUGAAGGCGCAAUGUCCUCAACCUAAAACCAGUUUCAAGCUUCUCUGUAACCCUGAUGAAUGCCUGGAUUGCCACCAAAUCUCGCACUUUAUCCGCCUCGACACUCAACGAUCGAACAUUACGAAAGUCGAGCACGCGGACACCAUUGGGACGUCUUGCGUUCAGAAGAAAGCGAAUGACCGAAGCUGUGGGGCAGCUUCCAGUGCAGGCAGAGAGUCCUUUUCAAAGCUCACCGCCGUAGAAGGACUUGUGAGGCGGGCCAAGGUGAGGGUCACCAAUUCCGAGCUUGAAAGAUUGAAGAUGAUGAAGCUUUCCCAGUACCCGGAGCACAUCAUCAUCUUCAAGGAAGGAGCUCGCAUUACGAACUUCUUCAUAAUAUGUCAGCAUGCGUCUGUUGAAUCCAACAAAAAUGAGGACAAGAUUCACGGAGAUCUGACUUUUACUCCGCAAAAAUAUGCUGGCUUCGACAAACUACCCUUGAACCUUCUAGUUCCCUUGCAGAUAACGGCUUCCUGCCCAAAAAGAACUUUCCCUUGGGCUGGCUGGCCAAAGAAAACUGGAGGAGGAACAUGCGAGGAAGGGAAUGAAAGAUUGACCAAGAAGGGGGGUAUUAGUAUUGGAAUCAUGGAUAAAUUACCACUGUUAGACCUCCAGAUUUUGCCCCAUUGCAGUAUCCGUCCGAAGCCAAACGCCAGUAAUGGGUGUGUCUUGGCACGUGGUGCCUUCGACCAACGGACAGGAGCAGGAGAGCUAAGUGACAACAUUUGGAAGGGUUCUCGCACCCAGCACCCUAUUUUUGGGCUUUACACUUCUUACGAUGUCGAUUCAAAGAAGAUCUCGUCCCAAAGCUACUCCCACAGCCAUUGGCACCCGUGCAAUGCAAACCGGCCAGGGGCCGCAUUUGCCCUGCGUCUGUUUGUGGCGGAUAGUUGUUCUGGAGACGCCACCACUGCACGGGGUGGUAAUUCGCUACCAACUUCGGGAACCCAGGGACUCAUGGGCGGCAUCCGAAAUGCGUCAGAGGCUUGCAAAAAUAUGAGCAAUUUCGUACCUGGUAAAACUGGUUGA